Chenopodium quinoa (quinoa) is the source of this 1233-nucleotide messenger RNA. RefSeq lists its product as uncharacterized. The transcript has a single exon. The record is from RefSeq and is a predicted model, not a curated record. The coding region runs from base 1 to 1233 and encodes 410 amino acids. NCBI's taxonomy places the organism in Eukaryota, Viridiplantae, Streptophyta, Magnoliopsida, Caryophyllales, Amaranthaceae.
AUGGCUUUGGUGCAGCGAUAUGGGAAACCAGAUUUAUUUAUAACCAUUACUUGCAAUGCAAAUUGGCCUGAAAUUAAAAGUGAGUUGGCUCCUGGAGAAGUUGCUCAAGAUCGUCCUGAUAUAGUUGCUCGGAUUUUUCGUGCUAAAUUAUUGGCUCUUAAGAAAGAAAUAAUGGAUAAUAUGAUUUUUGGUGCUGUAGCUGCAUUGAUCUAUGUUAUAGAGUUUCAGAAGAGAGGCUUGCCACAUGCACAUUUUCUCAUUAUUCUUAAGGGUGAAUCAAAACUCAAAUGUCCAGCAGACUAUGACAAGUUUGUUUGUGCUGAGAUUCCUUCAUUGGAUAAUCCAUUGUUGCGGAAAAUUGUGAUUCGUCAUAUGAUGCAUGGCCCUUGUGGUUUGUUGAAUCCAGAGUGUUCUUGUAUGCGUAAAAAUGGUAAGACGACAUCAUGUAAGUAUGGCUACCCAAAACAAUAUUCAGGAGAAACAACUACUAAUGAUGAAGGGUAUCCUACUUACAGGAGAAGAAACACCGGUGAGAGGUUAAAAGUAAGAGGCGCUAUGCUUGACAACAGGUGGGUUAUCCCAUAUAAUCCAUACCUUUCUCUGCUGUUUGAUUGCCAUGUUAAUGUAGAAGUUUGUUCUACGAUUAAAGCUGUUAAGUAUCUGUAUAAAUAUGUUUACAAGGGCCAUGACAAGAUAUCGUAUAAUGUGGUACCUGCUGAUGGAGAUGUUGUUGAUGAGAUUCAACAAUAUCAGUCUGGGAGAUGGGUUUCUCCAUGUGAGGCUGCUUGGAGACUAUUUGCAUUUGAUUUGUUUGAGAUGCAUCCUCCUGUGCUUCUUCUCCAAGUGCACUUACCUAACCAGCAGACACUUCACUUGCAUUCACAUGAACGAUUAAAUGCUGUUGUGGCGAAUUCAAAGCGGCAUCGAACUCAGCUAACUGAAUUUUUUGCUAUGAAUGCUGCAGUUCCAGGAGGGCUUGGUUAUCUAUACAGUGAAUUCUGUGAGCACUAUACUUGGGAUGCGUCUGGUAAAAAAUGGAAUAAACGUUCUAUUGAUAGAUUUCAGGUUGGACGUUUGGCAUUUGUUUUUCCCGCUGAAGGAGAGCGAUUUUAUUUAAGGUUGUUACUUCUGAACAUCAGAAGUCCUACAUCAUUUGAAUCUCUCAGAACUGUCAAUGGUGUCUUAUGCAAAAUCUUCAAAGAAGCAGCUGUUAAGCUUGGUUUAUUAGAGUAG